AUUACCACGACAUCUCUGCACAUACAUAAGACCUUCCAUAAGUCAUGGCUUCUGGUCCGAUUUGUCGCCAACGAUGUCCCCCGAGCAAGAACGCCAAACUGUCCUUAUUCCUAUGAACCUUGGUUCCCCUUCUCAAUAUGAUCGAACGAUAUUCCCUCUCAUGAAAAUUAAACGCGGUUGCAGCCUAGAUCAAGUGGAUAUAGUUCUCGAAGCUACACUGGAUGAAUUAUUUAAGAUACGUGACAUGGCAAAAAAUCUAACAGAGUUAGAAACGGUCUUCGUGAACGCCAAGGAAGAAUAUGAUAGGUUAAAGUCAGGGAGAAAAGAGGUCGCAAACCAAAGUGCAUCAUUUUCUCCUGUAAAAUUGUACUCGAGAUAUCGUUCCCUUCGACUGCUCGCAGCAGCAGCCAAUCACUUGUAUAGGCAAACCAGGAGCUCAUCUGAAGAUGGGAGGAGACAACUACUUUCCGUAAACGGACAAGAUGUUCAACCAGUCAAUUAUGACGACGUACCAUCUGAUGCUCACAUUGGUGCCAUCGCUAUUCCAUUGGAAUCGACACUAGACGAACCUACAGCGACACACUUCACUCACGCAACCAAUUUUAUUGCUGAUCAGGCUAAGUCCAUUCCUGGAUAUAAUCCUUUUGAGGAUGAUCAACAAGUGGAAGGGUAUACUGAACACGAUUAAAGCCUUUGAUUCUGGAACCCCAAUAGGAAGGCCGCAUCGUGAGCCGGCUCUCGUUUAUCUGGAGCAUCCUCAGGGCAGGGGUCUGGUGGUAUCUCUUUCAUCUUCGAUAACAGUUACGUUGCCUGAAGAUCAGCCAGUCGCUUCCAUCGCCGACCAGCGGGUCGCAUAAUCAACGAUGGUGUUCGUACUUUCGACCCUAUCAUGUCAUAACGUUAUUCAUCAUACACAUCAGCUCCUUGGCAUUGACGCCGUCGAUUAUUGAGGGUUGCUUAAAUACAACAUCUCACACCACGGAUGAAAACAUAUCAUAUGGGCUGUGACUAGAAGUGAUUUUUUUGGUUUGGGAUACACUAGAUAUUCCACAACAUACCUCAUAAAAUGUCGAAUAGUAAUCGACGAUACCUUUGUGAAUCAUCC
Suillus fuscotomentosus is the source of this 1105-nucleotide messenger RNA. RefSeq lists its product as uncharacterized. Bases 74 to 688 code for a protein of 204 amino acids. The transcript has 5 exons. The record is from RefSeq and is a predicted model, not a curated record. NCBI's taxonomy places the organism in Eukaryota, Fungi, Basidiomycota, Agaricomycetes, Boletales, Suillaceae.